AUGGCAAAGCUAAACAUCAACUCCACCGUUCGCCUGAACUCAGGAUAUGAAAUUCCGCUUCUCGGGUACGGAGUCUACCAAACGCCUAUGGACAUUGCCGAAGAAGUGACUGCACACGCAGUCAAGAGCGGCUACCGUCAUGCCGACUCCGCAGCCGCGUAUCGCAAUGAGGCACCCACGGCAGCAGGUCUGCUCAAAGGAAAUCUCCCUCGCUCAGAGCUGUUCUUUACUUCGAAGGUUCCUCCCAAGGCCAUCAACUAUGACGCUGCUAAAGCUGUUGUUGACGAAUCACUCCGCCUGACCGGUUUGGGUUAUAUUGAUUUGUAUCUAUUGCAUGCGCCGUAUGGUGGCAAGGAGAAUAGACUAGGUGCCUGGAAGGCUUUAGUCGAGGCCGUUGAGGCCGGAAAGGUGAGAAGUAUCGGCGUGAGCAACUACGGUGUCCACCAUCUUGAAGAGCUCGAGGAGUGGAUCAAGCAGACUGAGGAGAAGGAGGGUAAGGGCAAAGGUGGUGUGUUGAGUGUCAACCAGGUCGAGUUGCAUCCUUGGUUGGCCAGAGACGACAUUGUAGAAUGGUGCAAGAAGAGAGGUAUUGUCAUGGAGGCAUACUGUCCUCUGGUUCGCGCAACCAAGAUUGAUGAUCCUCUUCUGACACCUCUUGCGAAGAAGUAUAACAAGACAACCUCGCAAAUUCUGCUCCGCUGGGGUCUGCAAAAAAACUUUGUUAUCCUGCCAAAAUCGGUUACACCUUCUCGUAUCGAGGAGAACAGAGACAUAUACGACUUCGAGCUCUCCGAAGAAGAUAUGGAGACGUUGAAUUUAGGAAGCUAUGAACCAUGCUCUUGGGACCCCACGGUAUCCAAAGAUUGA
Aureobasidium melanogenum CBS 110374 is the source of this 867-nucleotide messenger RNA. Its product is annotated as Aldo/keto reductase. Gene Ontology annotation, molecular function: oxidoreductase activity. The record is from RefSeq and is a predicted model, not a curated record. The transcript has 3 exons. NCBI's taxonomy places the organism in Eukaryota, Fungi, Ascomycota, Dothideomycetes, Dothideales, Saccotheciaceae. The coding region runs from base 1 to 867 and encodes 288 amino acids.